UCUCUUCUCCCUUAUCUCUCAGCUUUGAGCUUCUCUCUCAACGAAAGAACUCCAGCUUCUCAAUUCUAUUAAUCAUAAUACGCCGGCAUUUUCGAUUCUUAACUCUUGUUCUGUCUUUAUCAUCAUUACUAAAUCAUGCAAGCCGCUACGUCGUGUGAUCUCAAGUUCCGAUCAACAACUCCGACAGCUAGGAGGAACAAACGUUUCUCCCACGCGAUUCCAAAGCGCGUGUCUGUUACUUGCGGUUAUAGGUCGGAGUCGUUUAGCUUCCCGAACGGUGUCUCCGUGAACCGAGCUGAUUGGCAAAGCUCAUGUGCCAUUUUAUCUAGCAAAGUUGCUUCCGUUGAAAACUCCGGCGGUUUAGCCGACAAAAUCGCCGCCGUUAACGGUCACACGAACGGCUCCGUCAAUCUUGGUAUCGUCGCGGUUGAGUCGACUAACGGGAAAUUAGCUCCGGUGCCGGUUCAGCCGUUGACGAUUACUGAUUUAUCUCCGGCACCGUUGCAUGGUUCUAGUCUCCGUGUAGCUUACCAGGGAGUUCCCGGCGCGUACUCGGAAGCAGCCGCCGGAAAAGCUUAUCCUAAUUGCGACGCUAUUCCUUGUGACCAGUUCGACGUUGCUUUUCAGGCGGUGGAGCUUUGGAUCGCUGAUAGAGCCGUGCUUCCGGUGGAGAACUCACUCGGUGGUUCGAUUCAUCGGAACUAUGAUCUUCUCCUCCGUCACCGUCUCCACAUCGUCGGUGAAGUUCAGAUUCCGGUUCACCAUUGCCUCCUCGCACUCCCCGGAGUCAGAACGGCUUGCGUUUCGCGAGUGAUUUCUCAUCCGCAAGCCUUGGCUCAGACGGAACACUCUCUCGACGUCCUUACACCACAUGCAGCGCGUGAGGCUUUCCACGACACAGCGGCUGCUGCAGAAUACAUCGCAGCUAACAACCUUCACGACACGGCAGCUGUGGCUAGCUCACGCGCUGCCGAGCUCUACAACCUCCAGAUAUUGGCAGACGGUAUCCAAGACGAUCCCGGGAACGUCACACGCUUCCUAAUGCUAGCGCGUGAGCCUAUAAUCCCACGCACUGACCGGCCGUUCAAGACGAGCAUCGUCUUUGCUGCACAAGAGCACAAAGGAACCAGCGUUCUCUUCAAAGUCCUCUCGGCCUUUGCUUUCAGAGACAUUAGCUUGACCAAGAUCGAGUCGCGGCCUCACCACAACCGCCCACUCAGGGUCGUUGGCGACGGGAGCUUUGGCACGGCCAAGAACUUCGAGUACAUGUUUUAUGUUGAUUUUGAGGCGUCGAUGGCGGAGCCGCGUGCACAGAACGCGCUUGCGGAGGUUCAAGAGUACACGUCGUUCUUAAGAGUGCUGGGAAGUUACCCCAUGGAUAUGACACCAUGGUCCAUGACAUCCACCGAAGACGCAUGACCCCAUCGUUAAAGAAAAAAAAAAAAAAAAAAAACCAAUAAGUUUAUUAAAUUAUUAUGUAUUUUUUGUUGUUGUGAAAAUUGUGGUAUAUACUAAAAUGAGACCGUAAAUGUAGAGCUCAUUAUUCACGUGGUGAUUAGGAGAAGAAAACAAUUUAUUUUAUUUGUCUGUUACGAUAUUACCAGAUCUCUUACUUUUUAGUAGUGAUGAACAUUAAGGUUCGCAGAAUCUUUUAUUGAAGAGUUCCUUUGAUUUUAUUUUGUAACUUCACUCAAUUUUAAUCAAGAAAAGCAAAGAAUAUUGG
Camelina sativa (false flax) is the source of this 1723-nucleotide messenger RNA. Its product is annotated as arogenate dehydratase 4, chloroplastic. Gene Ontology annotation, molecular function: arogenate dehydratase activity; prephenate dehydratase activity. Lineage: Eukaryota; Viridiplantae; Streptophyta; Magnoliopsida; Brassicales; Brassicaceae. Gene Ontology annotation, biological process: L-phenylalanine biosynthetic process. Gene Ontology annotation, cellular component: chloroplast; cytoplasm. The record is from RefSeq and is a predicted model, not a curated record.